Molecule: messenger RNA, 4036 nt
Organism: Ctenopharyngodon idella (grass carp)
Lineage: Eukaryota; Metazoa; Chordata; Actinopteri; Cypriniformes; Xenocyprididae
Gene: dhrs13b.1
Product: dehydrogenase/reductase (SDR family) member 13b.1
Exons: 5
Coding region: 2056-3009 (317 amino acids)
Source: RefSeq, a predicted model, not a curated record
AUAUUCCACAUAAAAUCUGUCAUACAGUUUAGAAACAAUAUGAGGUAAGCAUUUGUAGUUAAAUUACUACAUAUGUAUUUAAUUCGCGUGUACAGAACAUCAAAAACAGACUGAGGAAACAAUCGCUGCAACGCACAGGCCGGUGUUGUGUCGAAUUAUGUGACCGUAGCAGGCGUUGUAUUGAGCCAAUCCUAAUCCUACCAUCAGUACAUUAUGGCCCAGUUUCACAGACAGGGCUUAGCCUAAACCAGGAUUGAACCUUAGUUCAAUUAGGGCAUUUAAGUAGCUUUUAUAAACGUUCAUUAGAAAAAAGCAUUACUGGUGUGCAUCUUGAGACAAAACAAUGGCACUGACAUGUUUUAAGAUAUGUCAGUACAAGUUAGUUUCAGUUACAACAGCUCAAACAUGCAUUUUAGUCUAGGACUAGCUUUAGCCUUGUCUGAAACCGGGGGUAUGUGUAUGAUCACAUAAUUCGGUAUAACACCGGGUUUCAUCCGUGUGAAUGCACUGACCAUGAAGGCGUUUGUGUUGCACGCUCAGCAACAGAAAAAUAUCACUCCGCUCGGCUGCUGCCCUGUCAUUUUCGCUCGGUGUUCUGUUGCUGUAACAUAUUCUUACAGAAAGGCAACUCUUAUAGCAACAAUCAGAAAGAUUUAUCAUCUUCACUUUAUGUGAACAAGUAAUUAGUCUCCCUUAAUGUCUGUUGACACCAGUGUUGGGGAAAGUUAAUUAAAAGUAAUGCAUUACAAUAUUUCGUUACUCCCUAAGAAGUAACUAAUUGCGCUAUUUAGUUUUUAUGAAAAGUAAUGCGUUGCAUUACUUUUUCACACCUGGGCUGGGCUGGGCUGGCUUGUGUUUUAAUAACAUCAAAAAAAAAAAAAUCUAUUUUUGGCAAAUGUUAAAUCCCUUUCACACCAAAAGUGAAAUGAAUAAGCCUCAGGCUGAAGGAAAUGCAUAUUUACACCUGUACAGUGGAGGGUUCAGCUCAAACAAACCUUUCAGCUGUGCUGCCAUUCUGGAUUAAAGAAGAAUAGGAUACAUGAGGAGGAAGAUCAACACUAUUAUUUCUAAAUCUAAUCUAAAGUAAUUUUUGCUUAUUAGUAUAGUUGAAUUAGAUCAUUGAAGGUCAGCAGCAAAGACAUUGGUUAAUAAAGUGAGAUUAAAUACAUAAAGUAUAUUUGUGUCAUAUAAUAUAGUUAAUUAUUACAGGUUUGUGUAAAUUUUUUUUGUUUUUAUUCAUUUUGAGGAAUACUGAAUGUUUUCGUGAAAGUGAGAUGAGUAAAUGUAUGUUCACAUUGAGUCUAGAACUACAAUAACCAUCAUGUUCACACAGCACACACAACACCUCUGCACUUUAUUUCUCUCAACAUGGGGACAGGAGAGCUGUCAUUCAAUAAAUGUGAAAAAGUAACAUGUUUUGUUGUAAAUUUAAAAGUAUGCAUUACUUCACUAGUUACUUGAAAAAGUAAUCUGAUUAUGUAACUCAAGUUACUUGUAAUGCCUUACCCCCAAUACUGGUUGACACAAGCUCGCGAAAUUUCUCAACAAAGUAGUUUUUCACCCGUUCUUCACUAAGUAGAGUGGGGCCCCAAUAUAGGGCACGUUGUUGGCCCACAGUAUGGCCCACACUGGGCUGGGUGUGGGCUAUCCCACUGGAGCUCAAAGCCCACAGAUACAGCAUAUCACAUGUGCAUAUAUAUAUAUAUAUAUAUGUAUGUCCCAUGUAAACACAUGGGUCCUGCUCUAAUCCCCUGAAUUAAAGGAAUGUCCACUAUUAAAGAAAUACCGUUUAUGAGUGCCUCAGUUUUAAAAACCGUACUAUCCAAUAUAUAUGAUCUUAUCUAAUCGCGUUUAUAGCCUUGUUAUUGUAAACCAAGUUCAUUUUAUGCUGUUCCCAGCGACCUAAAAUUACUGACACUACAAACCCAACUCAUCCGGUUCAUCCGGUUAGUGCAACAGGUGGAGUUUGGUAAGUAUGGAAACCCCAGAACAGCUGUUUGGAUAUUGUUGAUUGUUACUUUAGUACUCUUAUAUGUUGUAUAUUUCACGCUGAAAAUGUCAGAGUUAUUGCUGAUCGCGGGUGUUGUGAUUGGGGUGCUGAUAAUAUUUCGUACGUAUGUAAAUGGCGCGCGAUGCAAAAGCAAAGAAAAACUGCAUGGCAAGACGGUCAUCGUUACAGGUAGUAACACGGGCAUCGGUAGAGCAACAGCGGUGGAUUUAGCGCGGAGAGGCGCGAGAGUCAUUCUGGCCUGCCGUAACCAAGUACGCGGCGAGGCUGCUGCUGCUGUUGUGCAAAGAGAGAGUGAGAGUAAAAAUGUGGUGUACAUGCAGCUGGAUUUGGCCAGUUUGAAAUCAGUGCGCUCCUUUGCAGAAACUUUUCUCAAGACCGAGAGAAGACUGGAUAUUCUCAUCAACAAUGCAGGAGUUUAUAUGCAGGGCACUACUGAAGAUGGUCUUGGGCUUAUGUUUGGCGUCAAUCACCUUGGUCACUUCCUCCUGACUAACCUGCUGCUGGACAGAUUGAAACAAUGUGCACCAAGCCGCAUUGUCACGGUAUCCUCAUAUUUACAUAAUUAUGGUAACCUUGACUUUGACACUCUUCGCACACACAAGGAGUUUGGAGUAGGUGAGUCUUAUGGGGAUGUCUUAAGGAUAUAUUCCCACAGCAAACUGUGCAAUGUGCUCUUCACACAUGAGCUCGCGAAGAGGCUUCAAGGAACCCACGUGACCUGUUACAGCCUCCACCCAGGUGUUAUAAACUCCGAUUUGACCCGUAAUAUGAAUAAAACAUCUAGGAGGCUAUUGAAACCCAUCGCAGCUCUGUUCUUUAAGGAUGUAGAGGCUGGUGCCCAGACAACUCUAUACUGUGCCGUGCAGGAGGGCAUUGAAUCCCUGAGUGGCAGGUAUUUCUCCAACUGUGCUCUGCAGAAAGUGAAAGCCAACGCUCAGGACGAUGCUGUGGCCAAAAAACUAUGGGAAGUGAGUGAGACAUUAAGUGGUCUGUCCUGAAACCACUCAGAGACUUACAUGCAGUAUAUGUUGUACUCACUACACACAAGUGUGGUAACAUAAAUUAUAAUUUUGAGCUAUUAUAAUCAUCCGUUUUACAGAUUUAUGAAAGGAACAUGAGAACUACAGUACUGUGCAAAAGUCUUACGCCACCAUUAGAUGUUGUUUUAGCAAUGGUAUAAUGACCAUACAUAACUAUUUAUCAGUCUCUUUAUUAGAAUAUAACCAGAAAAUACAGGAAAUUUGUUAUUAUUGAAAAACUGAAAAACUGGCAUUAUUGAAAAACUGAAAAAAUCAGGGAAAAAAAAGGACUUCUAUAGGUAUUCUAUAAGUAUUUAGUGACCUCCCCUUACACUUGAGCAAUAGCAGGAAACUGACUCUCUUAAACAUAAAUGGAAUGGAAAAGGACUGGAAGGCCAAGAAAACUUUCAAAAUCUGAUGAGAUUUUCUUUGAGAAACGGGGUCACACUAAAUACUGAUUUUUGCUUAAAGAGGCCAUUUGUUCUCUCUCUCUCUCUCUCUCUAUAUAUAUAUGUGUGUGUGUGUGUGUGUGUGUACAUUUCCUGUAUUUUCAGUUUGUAUCGUAAUAAAAACCAAUAAAUAAAUAUGGAUGAUCAUUAAAACCUUGCUAAAACAACAAAGCUGGUGGUGGCAUUUUGCACAGUACUGUAUAUCUCACGUUAAAUUGGGCUUAGCUUGUAGUACCUGACUUUGUUUUAAACAUGAUCAUGUGUUUACAUUGUUGUGAUUUUCACUUGGAAUAAAACAUUUUAUUUGGGCAGAUUGCAUUGUUAUUAUUAUAGUUAAUGUGAUGCUUGUUACCUGCAGAGAUCCAUUACCAUAGAAAGGAAGCUUUGUGAAAUACAGAUAUACGAUCGUAAAAUGAUCAUUAGGGUGCUUCUUUGGAAUAGUUUGUAUAAAUGACUACCUGACAGAUAGCACUGAAAUAGGUGUCUUGAGCAAUCACACCUGUCUCUGUGACAGAUGUAGACAUUGUAAGCGGCAAAAAAAAAAAAAAAAUCAGAAA